UGUUAGACAAAAGGAGCUAAAGGAAAAGGAUCAAGACUUAUUGCAACAUACUGAGGUUAUUUCUUUUAUUAUACUUAAAGAAGCUGAAUGUAAAGUAAAUGUUGCCAUCAGUAGCAAAGAGAAGGAAGCAAUUGACUUGAAACAGGAAAUAUCAGUGGCUCGAGUAAUUGAGAAGGAAUCAUUGCUUGUUCAAAGUGAUACUGAAUCAAUUAAAGUUGAGGAAGAGCCACUUUAUGAAGAGUUGACUGUAUUGAGCUCUCAGUUUAAUGAGAUACAAAACAAAAACAAAGAAUUGUCAGACAAAUUAUUAAAAAUGAAGGUUGAUUAUUUGAGAUCACUUACUAGUGAUACCAAUUCAGCUGCUAGCAAACUGAGAAGAGGAAUAUCUUUUGAAAUUGAUGACUGCAAAUUUCAUCUUAAAGCAAUGACAAGUCCAGACUAUCAGCCAUUAGUAGAUAAUAAAAGAAUAAUAGAGAAAUUACAAGAAAGAAUAACAUUAAUGAAUAUGGAACUAAUGACUGAAAGAGAACGCAAUGAGAAGAUUAUAAAAGAUAUUAAAGAUUUGAAAGAUGAAGAGACUGAGGGUGCUGGAGAUGAAGAGACUAGAAAUAAAAGGAUUGGGCAUGAUAGUCUGAAUGAUGAAACAAAGGAUCAAAUAUGUUCAUUCACAUUGUAUUGUAAUCAUCCUGUUACUGAAGAAUUCAUGGACUCAAUACUUGAAGUACAUAAAGAUGAAUUGCUACCCACAGUGCUGGAUAAAGCUUAUGAGUUAAUGGAGUUAGCUCCUUUUAUUCCUAUUGAGAGAUGUCGUUUAGUUAAAUAUUCCUAUGAAGAUGAUGUAAUGGAGCAAUCCUUGGAUCUUGAUGAGUUUCAGCAUCAAACUAUUGGACAGAUUGCUGGUGGGACUAGACAUUAUCCUUUUGACUUAUUCAUAGAAACUCGUGAAGAAAAUGAAAUUUUUGAUAAAUACAAUGAAGGAGGCAAUAAUAUAAUAUUAAUGAAUAAGACUGAACACCUCAUUUCUGCACCAGAAAGACAUCCAUUACAAAACAAGUGGGUUUUAUGGUAUUUGAAAAAUGACAAGCAAAAAAAAUGGAAAGACAAUUUAAGAAAGAUCAUUUGCAUUGAUACGGUUGAAGAAUUUUGGUCUGUGUACAAUCACAUCAAACCACCAAGCCGAAUUAGCAGUGGGUGUGACUACAUGCUAUUUAAAGAAGGUAUUGAACCAAUGUGGGAUGACAAAGCAAAUAAAGAUGGUGGUAGGUGGUUGUUAAAUAUUGAUAAAAGAGAAAGAAAAGAUGGAGUUUUAGACAAUGUUUGGAUUGAAACAUUAAUGUGCUUAAUUGGGGAAGUUUUUGGUGAUAGUAGUGAUGAUAUAUGUGGAGCUAUGGUACGAAAUAGAACAAAAGGAGACAAAAUAUCUAUUUGGACUAGAUUUGCUAAAAAUAAAGAGCAUGUUCACAAAAUAGGUCAUGUAUAUAAAGAGAAGGUACAGGUGCAUAUUCACAGACGAUUUCAAAUACAAUACCAGUCACAUCUUGAUGUCGCAAAGAAGAUAGGGUCUAGCAGUAGAGCACUAUUUACUAUAUAACCUGUCCGCACAUUGAUAGGAGCUAAUUAAGACAAUAAUUAGAGUCACAUUUUAUUGUCUAUUAUUGUACUGCAAUAUACUUGGCAUAAUUUUGGUUGGAAAAAGCUAUUGUAAAUUGCA
This is a messenger RNA of Amphimedon queenslandica, 1711 nucleotides long. RefSeq lists its product as uncharacterized. NCBI's taxonomy places the organism in Eukaryota, Metazoa, Porifera, Demospongiae, Haplosclerida, Niphatidae. Gene Ontology annotation, cellular component: eukaryotic translation initiation factor 4F complex. Bases 314 to 1591 code for a protein of 425 amino acids. The transcript is spliced from 19 exons. Gene Ontology annotation, molecular function: RNA 7-methylguanosine cap binding; translation initiation factor activity. Gene Ontology annotation, biological process: translational initiation. The record is from RefSeq and is a predicted model, not a curated record.